Pocillopora damicornis (cauliflower coral) is the source of this 2332-nucleotide messenger RNA. Its product is annotated as arylsulfatase B-like. Lineage: Eukaryota; Metazoa; Cnidaria; Anthozoa; Scleractinia; Pocilloporidae. The record is from RefSeq and is a predicted model, not a curated record. Gene Ontology annotation, molecular function: sulfuric ester hydrolase activity.
AAUCAUGUGAUUAUCUGCAGUCGCGCUGACCUGAAGAGACAGAUAAAGAUUCCAAAGUUACCUUGUGGUCCAACAUUGACGACGACAGACUACUGUGGAUUGAGGAUGCGGAUUUUGUGGUUUCUAUCAAAACUGGUUCUUCUGUCAUCAGUAACAUUGGCUAUUAAACAGAAUUCUAAACCCAACAUCAUAUUCAUAUUGGCAGAUGAUCUGGGAUGGGAUGAUGUGAGUUUUCAUGGUUCUGAGCAGAUUCCAACUCCAAACCUGGAUGGACUGGCUAGUAGUGGGGUAAUUCUCAACAACUAUUAUGUGCAAAGUAUUUGUACACCAACAAGAAGUGCUAUAAUGACAGGCCGAUAUCCCAUCCAUACAGGAAUGCAGCAUGAUGUCAUAUUAGCUAGUCAGCCCUAUGGCCUUGGUUUGAACGAGACUCUUUUGCCUCAGUACCUAAAAGAACUUGGAUAUGCUACACAUGCUGUUGGAAAGUGGCAUCUUGGUUUCUUCAAAACAGACUACACUCCCACAAGGAGAGGAUUUGACACCUUCUUUGGUUAUUACUGUGGAAAAGAAGAUUAUUGGGACCAUUCAAAUCGUGAGACAAAUGGAUGGGGAUUAGAUCUUCACAACAAUACAGAGCAUACAUUUCAGCCUGUCUGGACAGAAUGGGGCCAGUACAGUACUGAUAUGUUUACAGAGAGAGCCAUAGACAUCAUUAAAAAGCAUGACCCUUCCAAGCCAUUGUUUUUGUAUCUUCCUUACCAAGCUGUCCAUAGUGCAAAUUACAUUCAGCCAAUCCAGGCUCCUCCAGAUGAAAUCAAGAAGUUCUCCCACAUCAAAGAUGAAAACAGAAGAAUCUUUGCAGCAGUGGUUUCAAUCCUUGAUCAGAGAGUAGGACAGCUUGUUGAUGCACUCAAAGGGAGUGGUUUGUACAACAAUUCAGUGAUCGUCUUCUCGACAGACAAUGGUGGUCCUGCAAAUGGUUACGAUAUGAACAUGGCUUGUAAUUUUCCCCUGAGGGGCGUAAAAUGGACGUUGUGGGAAGGAGGCGUUCGUGGCGCGGGAUUCGUACACAGUCCUUUACUGGCCCAGAAAGGCCGAGUAAGCAUGGAUUUGAUGCACGUGACUGACUGGCUUCCCACACUGUACAGUGUAGCAGGAGGUGACAUUCAUAAACUUCGUAAUGUGGAUGGCUAUGAUAUGUGGGACACGCUUUCUCAAGCUUCUCUAUGUCCCCGCGAAGAGAUUCUUCUCAACAUAGACCCUGUCAGAGGUGACUCGGCUUUACGGUUCAGGCAGUGGAAGCUUCUUGUUAAUAUAAGUACAGACUGGAGCGGAUGGUAUGCUCCCCCCGGAAUUGAAUACUCCAACCAUUCUACUCGAGCUGCGCAUGCGUCGUUGAAGAAUGCUGUCGUUACUUGUGGUGAACCGCCAAGUUCCCCUCCUGAGUGUACCUCCGAGUUGGGUCCAUGCUUGUUUGAUGUUCUAGCUGACCCGUGUGAGUAUGUGAACCAGGCUAAAAACCACCCGGAUGUUGUAGACGGCAUGUUGCUUUGGCUUAAAGAGUACAGAGAAACGAUGGUGCCGCCAAGGAACAAGCCUUUUGACCCUAAUGCUAAUCCUAACAACUUCGGUGGAGUUUGGUCUCCUUGGAUGGAUUGAGAACUUGCUUUGUGAGUUAAACCCUUUUAAGAGAAAAUGAGGGAACAAAUAGACUCCUGAUCCAAGCCCUUUGAUAUAACUGUUAUUCUCGUAAACGAAAGUAUGUUCUCCCAGACAUCUGUACGGAUUAUCGUUUCGGUGUUUUCCUUCCUUUUCAUUGGCCGCCAUGAUAACUUUGGUUUUGGCGACAAUCAAUCGAAAGCGCUCUUGCGUUCAUUCAAUCACAAUUUAAAAUUGUCAGUUUUACGUCACAAAACUAAACUUACACAGCGUACUUUUAACCUUUCUUAGAUUACGAUCGACUUCUCCAUCUUGGAGUGCUCUGGAACAACCAGUAACUCUUUUUGUGACUCAAGUGACCAGACUCGUUUUUUUUAAUUAACAUAAUUGUUUUCUGAGUGAAAGAUCUAAUGUUUGGAAGAAAAGGAAAUCCCACAUCUUAAUACGUAUAUUGAAAUUUUAGGAGACCGUAAUUGUUUCGGACUUUAAAAAAAGUAAGUUCAAUUUGUUAGUCUGUGGAAUUUAGGAAUUUUGAUGUAUUUCCAUAUACUGAAUGUUGAAAAUGUAAUAAUUAGAUAGCUACAAGCAACGAAAUAUGUUUAACAAAUAGAUUCUAAGUUGCCGUGCGUCUGUUCAGUAAUAGAUCACAGAGGACGUCAAAAUGUGGUAAGAA